GGAGAUGCGCGGGGCGGAGGCGGAGCGGGCGGGGUCCUCCGCGCCCCCGCGGCGGGGGCCGAGGAUGAAGCGGGAGGCGGAGCAGCGCAGCGUUCCCGUGCGGGCCCGCACAGCCCCCCAUCCCUGACCCCUCCGCGGGCACAGGAUGAAGCUGCUGCCCGGCGUGGGUGUGUUUGGGGCCGGCAGCACCGCCCGCCUCCUCAUCCCCCUGCUGCGAGCCGAGGGCUUCUCCGUUGAGGCUCUGUGGGGAAAGACGGAAGAAGAGGCGAAGCAGCUGGCCCAGGAAAUGAGCGUCGCCUUCUACACCAGCCACACCGACGACGUCCUCCUGCACCAGGACGUGGACCUGGUGUGCAUCCAUAUCCCCCCCCCGCUCACCCGGCAGAUUGCUGUGAAGGCUUUAGGUACCUCCCUGUCUUUAGGUACCUCCCUGUCUUUAGGAAUAGGGAAGAACGUGAUCUGUGAGAAAGCCGCCACCUCGGUGGACGCCUUCAGGAUGGUCACAGCUGCCCGGUAUUACCCCAAGCUGAUGAGCAUCGUCGGCAACGUGCUCCGCUUCUUGCCCGCCUUCGUGAAGAUGAAGCAGCUGAUAGAGGAGCGCUACGUGGGCAACGUGAUGAUCUGCGACGUGCGGGUUUACGGGGGGAGCCUGCUCAGCCACAAGUACAGCUGGAUCUGCGACGAGCUGAUGGGGGGGGGCGGCCUGCACACCAUGGGCACGUACAUCAUCGACCUGCUGAGCCACCUCGUCGGCAGGAGGGCGCAGAAGGUCCACGGGCUGCUCAAGACGUUUGUGAAGCAGAACGCGGCCAUCAGCGGGAUCCGCCACGUCACCGGCGACGACUUCUGCUUCUUCCAGAUGCUGAUGAGCGACGGCGUGUGCUGCACCGUGACUCUCAACUUCAACAUGCCCGGAUCGUUCGUUCACGAGGUCAUGGUGGUGGGGUCCAGCGGCCGCCUCGUAGCGCGCGGCACGGACCUGUAUGGGCAGAAGAACACGGCGCUGCAGGAGGAGCUGCUGUUCAGCGACUCUCUGGCUGUCAGCAAAGGCCUUUUGGACAAGGGCUUCCAAGACGUCCCGCUGCUCUACCUGAAAGGAAUGGUGUACAUGGUGCAGGCGCUGCGGCAGUCCUUCCAAGAGCAGGAAGAUCGCCGGACGUGGGAUCAGCAGCCCGUCUCCAUGGCAGCCUCCUUUGAAGAUGGCUUGUACAUGCAGAGCGUGGUGGAGGCCAUAAAGAAAUCCAGCAGGUCGGGGGAGUGGGAGGCUGUGGAGGUCAUGACCGAGGAGCCGGACGCCAACCAAAACCUGUGCGAGGCGCUGCAAAGGAACAACCUAUGAGCAUUGCUGCUUCGGGAUCGUAGGACGGCGAACGCUUCCGGCCCCCAUCCUCUCACGUUUUUAAGAUUGCUAUUUAAUAAUUCGAGUUUCUUCUUGUUGUUUUUUUUAAGCGUGUAAAAUGACGUCAUGUUCUGAUGGAAACAGUUCCCAUUUAGGACGUUCCGUUUCUGCGGGUGUUUAAUUCUUGUCUUGGAGGCUUAGGAAAACUUGAAUUGCCCUUUGCACUCGCAGCAGCGAAGUGAAGCGUGGGCUCCGUGCCGCUGCACGGCUUGGAGAGGGGACGCGGCCCCUCUCUUUUUAGCAGUCCUAAAGUGAGAGUGAGCAGAGCAGGAUCUGGGAGCAGCUGUUGCUCAGAUGCCUUCGCCUUCUCCCCUGGAGUCUGAUUUAGUUGUACUCCUCAGUAACACUUUAUUAAAGGGUUUAGGGACGUAACGCAUCUCUGAACUGCCAUAGGACAAAGACCAGAAGGAACAGAGUAAAGCGUGUAGAAUAAGGAUGGGCCGUUGGCUUUCUGCACGCAGAGCAAAUGUCUUUCCAAUUAAUUGAAACCCGUGCGUUAUUUAAAGGAUGUUCUGAGAUCCCAGCCGAUGGUGCUGGGGAGACCUGUGACGCUUUGUGCUUUUCUCCCAUCUCUGCAGACAUCAUUCCUUCUACUCGUGACUCCGCCUGCAUCCCGCAGCCUUUCUGCAUCAGCUCCGUGCCCACCGGCUGUGUUUACUGCCUGGCAGCACCGGAGCUGUGACUGCAGGGCCACCUCCUCACUUCUGUGACCUCCUGAGCGCCUCCCAGGCUCACAGAUGAGGCUCAGGACGUUGCUGCCGAUGAAGCUGUAAAACCUUAACCUUCCACAUAUCUGAUGGUGGAGGUAAGGAGGUCUUGCCUACCUCUUGCAGCUCUCCUACGUGCUGGCUGGGAAGCUGUCACACUACACAUGCUGAUAGCUGAAGAGUCUGCCCUGAACCUCAAACACUGGAUAUCACCCCUCUGGUCCCGCCUGCCAUCCUGCGGCUCGUGGCUGUUGGCAGCUGGUGGGUGGCAGUCUGUUUGUUUGGAGAAGAGUUUCUCCCUGAGGCAGGCAUGUGAAAGGGACAGUACAACUUUGCUACGUUGAUUUUUGUGUACUUGAAGGCUUUUUUUUUUUAAUGUAUUUCCCACUAAAAUGGUAACCCUGUGUAUUUAUGUACGUUAACACGCAAACCACUGUUCCAUAAUUGGUCCUUCCCGAGAAGUAUCUGACUCGUUUUCUACAGAAAUAAAUAAAAAAAGUAUAUUGUUUGUUAAGGGAA
Molecule: messenger RNA, 2625 nt
Organism: Gallus gallus (chicken)
Lineage: Eukaryota; Metazoa; Chordata; Aves; Galliformes; Phasianidae
Gene: GFOD2
Product: glucose-fructose oxidoreductase domain containing 2
Exons: 3
Coding region: 146-1339 (397 amino acids)
Biological process (GO): extracellular matrix organization
Cellular component (GO): extracellular matrix
Molecular function (GO): nucleotide binding
Source: RefSeq, a predicted model, not a curated record